This is a messenger RNA of Trichoderma citrinoviride, 947 nucleotides long. RefSeq lists its product as hypothetical. Gene Ontology annotation, molecular function: identical protein binding; transaminase activity; pyridoxal phosphate binding. The transcript is spliced from 4 exons. Lineage: Eukaryota; Fungi; Ascomycota; Sordariomycetes; Hypocreales; Hypocreaceae. Bases 6 to 947 code for a protein of 313 amino acids. Gene Ontology annotation, cellular component: mitochondrial matrix. The record is from RefSeq and is a predicted model, not a curated record.
ACACAAUGGCUCUGAGGGUAUCGCUUGCGCGGCAGGUGGCGCUUGCUGGCAGGCUUUCGUCGUCUGCUGCGGGCGGCAAGAGGUGCUUUUCUGCGACGAGGGCGGCGGCGAGUUUGUCGGAGAAUGCGAAGCAGUCCAUCAAGCGAGACGCAGCUCUGCCGAACCCCGACCCGGCGCCAGACUCGCCCAGCGCGGCCCUCGUCAACGACCAUGCGCCCUACAUGGUGGCCACGUACGCCCGGCCGCCGCCCGUCUUCGUGCAGGGCGAGGGCUCGUGGCUGUGGGACAUUGAGAACCGAAAGUAUCUCGACUUCACGGCGGGGAUUGCGGUGACGUCGCUGGGACACAGCGACCCCGAGUUUGCAGACAUCAUCGCACAGCAGGCCAAAACGCUCGUCCACGCUUCGAACCUGUACUACAACCCCUGGACCGGCGCGCUCUCCAAGCUGCUGGUCGAAAAGACGCUCGAGGCGGGCUGCAUGCACGAGGCGUCCAAGGUCUUCAUCUGCAACUCGGGCACCGAGGCCAACGAGGCCGCCAUCAAGUUCGCGCGCAAGGUUGGCAACACGCUCGACCCGUCGGGCGCCAAGUCGGACGUCGUCUCCUUCAACCAGGCCUUCCACGGGCGCACCAUGGGCGCGCUGUCGGCGACGCACAACCCCAAGUACCAGAAGCCGUUUGCGCCCAUGGUGCCCGGCUUCAAGCAGGGCACGUACAACGACGUGGCGGGCAUCGAGGCGCUCGUCGACGAGAACACGUGCGGCGUCAUCGUCGAGCCGAUCCAGGGCGAGGGCGGCAUCCACGCCGGCAGCGAGGCGUUCAUGGUUGCGCUGGCGAAGCGGUGCCGCGAGGUCGGCGCCGUGCUCAUCUACGACGAGAUCCAGUCGGGCCUGUCCCGGACCGGCGACCUCCCUGUCCUCUAUGCUUCUUGUUCUCUGUGCGAGUGA